Molecule: messenger RNA, 1682 nt
Organism: Pelodiscus sinensis (Chinese soft-shelled turtle)
Lineage: Eukaryota; Metazoa; Chordata; Testudines; Trionychidae
Source: RefSeq, a predicted model, not a curated record
GUGAAGGGGUGCCAAGGGCUGCAGGGCUGGAACCAGUGUUCUCUGCAAGCUGAGCGCUUGGGCGGCCACUCUGGAGAGAUGCCAGUGCUGCCCAGCUGAGUAGCAAAGCGCCCCCAGCCAGGACCAUGGUGAACGCAGCCUUUACCGAAAUCAAAGCCGCGGCCUUCGCUCACCUCCCCCUCCUGCAGUUCCUGUUCAUUGAGAACAACGACAUCCGCUCCCUGUCCAAAUUCACCUUCCGAGGGCUGAAAUCCCUGGCACACCUAUCUUUAGCCAACAACAACCUGCAGACGCUGCCCAGAGAGAUCUUCGCGCCCCUGGACAUCCUGAGUGACCUGGACCUCAGGGGCAACGCUUUGACCUGCGACUGCCAGAUCAAGUGGCUGGCGGAGUGGGUGGAGCGGACCAACGCCACGGUGCCGGCCGUCUUCUGCAGCAGCCCCGCCCGCUACAAGGGGCAGAACAUCCGGGACCUGGCCCUCGAGGACUUCGACUGCGUCACGACAGACUUCGUGGUGCACCAGGUCCUGCCGUUCCAGUCGGUGUCAGCUGAGCCCUUCACCUACAGCAGUGACCUCUACGUGGCUCUGGCCCAGCCCAGCGCCAGCAGCUGCACCGUCCUGAAGUGGGACUACGUGGAGCGCAAGCUGCGGGACUUCGACCGCAUCCCCGCUCACUCGGCCGUGCACUGCAAGCCCAUCGUGGUGCAGUCCCAGCUGUACGUGGUGGUGGCUCAGCUCUUCGGCGGCUCCUACAUCUACCGCUGGGACACCACCGUGGACAAGUUCGUCAAGAUCCAGGACAUGGACAGCAGGAUGAUCCGCAAGCCCAACGACAUCGAGGCCUUCCAGAUCGACGGCGAGUGGUACUUCGCCAUCGCCGAGUACCGCUGGCACCAGAACGGCUUCUACUCCCAGCAGGCCCUGCACCCCUGGCACCGCGACACCGACGUGGAGUACGUGGAGGGCGAGGGCAAGCCCCGGCUCAUCAUCUCCAGCAGCUCCCAGGCCCCCGUCAUCUACCAGUGGAGCCGGGCCCAGAAGCAGUUCGUGCCGCAGGGGGAGGUGGGGGAGGUGAUGGACGUGCAGAUGGUCAAGCACUUUCGGGUCAAGAGGGACCAUUUCCUCUGCCUCAGCCGCUACAUCGGGGACUCCAAGGUGGUCCGGUGGGAGGGGCAGCACUUCACCGAGCUGCAGACCCUGCCCUCGCGGGGCUCCAUGGUCAUGCAGCCCUUCCUGGCGGCCCAGCGGCAGUACAUGGUGCUGGGCAGCGACUUCUCCUUCACCCACGUGUACCUCUGGGACGGCCGGUUCCAGGAGCUCUCCGUCCAAGCGCCCCGGGCCUUCUGCUACAUCCCCGUGCAGGGCAUGGACCUCCUGCUGGCCCCCAGCUUCAAGAGCAGCACGCUGGUCUACAGGCACGUGGUGGUGGAUCUCAGCUUAUGGGGGGGCCCUACGGCCUGCCCGGCUCCUUGCCUCCCCGCCUAGGCGCUCUGCAGAGCAAACUCCCUGGGAGCAUCGCUGCUCCCCAGCCUAAGGCUUCCCCUCUGUGGCCACGCUCGGCCCGUCGGCCCCCUGCGCACCCCCUGCCCCUCCCCGGGUAGACCCAGCUCCGUAGAGACGUGCAUAUCCGUGCACUCGUCCCCGUGCGUGUUUGCACCACAGCUGUCCCGCCACAGAGAA